AUGGCGGCGUCCUCGCUGGAGCAGAAGCUGUCGCGGCUGGAGGCGAAGCUGAAGCAGGAGAACCGCGAGGCGCGGCGGAGAAUCGACCUCAACCUCGACAUCGGCCCCGCCCGCGCCCGCCCCACCCUGCAGCUGCCCCUGGUGAGCGAGGGGGGCCGGGGGGGUCCCCCCGAGAGCCCCCAGCCCGCGCCCCCCCCCCGGCCCCGGCAGAUGCUGGGGCUGCCCCCGCCCCCGUUCCUGGUGCCACGCAGCCUCGAGAGCAUUGAGAUCGACCAGAAGCUGCAGGAGAUCAUGAAACAGACGGGGUACCUGACCGUGGGGGGACAGCGGUACCAGGCUGAGAUCAAUGACCUGGAGAACCUGGGCGAGAUCGGCAGCGGCACCUGCGGGCAGGUGUGGAAGAUGCGAUUCCGCAAGACUGGGCACGUCAUCGCCGUCAAGCAAAUGCGGCGCUCGGGGAACCGUGAGGAGAACAAGCGCAUCCUGAUGGACCUGGACGUGGUGCUCAAGAGCCACGACUGCCCCUACAUCGUGCAGUGCUUCGGCACCUUCAUCACCAACACCGACGUGUUCAUCGCCAUGGAGCUCAUGGGCACCUGCGCCGAGAAACUCAAGAAGAGAAUCCAGGGCCCCAUCCCCGAGCGCAUCCUGGGCAAGAUGACGGUGGCAAUCGUGAAGGCGCUGCUGUACCUGAAGGAGAAGCAUGGUGUGAUCCACAGGGAUGUCAAACCCUCCAACAUCCUGCUGGACGAGCGGGGCCAGAUCAAACUCUGCGACUUCGGCAUCAGUGGCCGCCUGGUGGACUCCAAGGCCAAGACCCGGAGCGCGGGCUGUGCGGCCUACAUGGCGCCCGAGCGCAUCGACCCCCCCGACCCCACCAAGCCCGACUACGACAUCCGCGCCGACGUCUGGAGCCUCGGCAUCUCCCUGGUGGAGCUGGCCACGGGGCAGUUCCCGUACCAGAACUGCAAGACGGAUUUCGAGGUGCUGACCAAGGUGCUGCAGGAGGAUCCCCCCCUGCUGCCCCCGGCCAUGGGAUUCUCCGGGGACUUCCAGGCCUUCGUCCGAGACUGCCUCACCAAGGACCACAGGAAGAGACCAAAGUACAACAAGUUACUGGAGCACACCUUCAUCAAGCGCUACGAGACGCUCGAGGUGGACGUGGCCACCUGGUUCAAGGACGUGAUGGCCCGGACAGAGUCCCCGCGCCCGGGGGGUGGCCUGGGCCACCACCUGCCCUUCUUCACCAGGUAGCGCCCGCCCGGCGCCGCCACGCCCGGCAGGGGACACCGGGGACACCGGGACAUCCCCUGGGACACCGGGGACAGCCGGGACACCUCCGAGGACAGGGACAGCCCUGGGACACUGCCUGGUGCCGCCACGCCUGGCAGGGAGCACCAGGGACACCGGGGACAGCCCUGGGA
This is a messenger RNA of Melospiza georgiana, 1424 nucleotides long. It is a transcript of the gene MAP2K7, whose product is annotated as mitogen-activated protein kinase kinase 7. NCBI's taxonomy places the organism in Eukaryota, Metazoa, Chordata, Aves, Passeriformes, Passerellidae. Bases 1 to 1254 code for a protein of 417 amino acids. The transcript is spliced from 11 exons. The record is from RefSeq and is a predicted model, not a curated record. Gene Ontology annotation, molecular function: protein kinase activity; ATP binding. Gene Ontology annotation, biological process: protein phosphorylation.